Messenger RNA from Cokeromyces recurvatus, 336 nucleotides. RefSeq names its product WRB/Get1 family. Lineage: Eukaryota; Fungi; Mucoromycota; Mucoromycetes; Mucorales; Mucoraceae. Gene Ontology annotation, biological process: tail-anchored membrane protein insertion into ER membrane. The coding region runs from base 1 to 336 and encodes 111 amino acids. The record is from RefSeq and is a predicted model, not a curated record. The transcript is spliced from 3 exons.
AUGAAAAAAGACCUUCUUCUACUAAAGACAGAAUUAGGACAAACAAGUUCACAAGAUGAAUUUGCCAAAUGGGCUAAAUUACGCAGAAAGUUAGAUAAAUCUGUUGCUGAUUUAGAAAAAUUAAAUUCGGAUAUUUCUUAUUCUAGAACUGCUUUUGAGCUUAAGGUGAAAUCAGGACUUUGGUUUGUUGUUCAUGGAUCUCAAAUGAUUAUGGUUUUCUGGUUUAGAAAAAAUGCAGUCUUUUAUCUUCCUCCUGGAUGGUUUGGACCUGCUCAACGCUUUCUUUCAUGGCCCUUUGCUCCUAAAGGUAAGCUAAGCCAAAAGAGAAAGCUUUAA